GACAGUUGAAUUUUUACCAUCACGAACAAAGACAGUUGAAUUUUUACCAUCACUGAUGAACAGAGACGGUGAAUAUGAGUUUCCGGCUCCUCCACCCAUGACCGGGGAGUUUGAAGAAAUACCAUUGUCUGAGCCAGAAUGGAUUCCAAUCACAGGACAACCUGAAAGGAUAGCAACCAUUGGCCAACAUGAAAGACCCAGAGGAGCAAAUACAAUUGACAGAGUACCAUAUUCUGGAAGACACGAUAGGAUGCCAAUAACUAACCAACCUGGAAGAGUGCCAAUGUCCAGAGAAACGGAAGGAAGGUAUGUACAAGACGAAGCUAAUGUCCAAAGGGGUGGGCAGUCGAAAACAAUGCCAAGAUCUGGACAGCCAAGUCCAAUGUAUCAAGCUGACCAGACUAGAAUGGCUCCGAAACAUAGAAGUCCGGCUCCAUAUGCCGACCAGUACGGACAAAGACCACCUCCUAGAAGCGAUCAUGGUACCCCACCACCUGUGGCUCAAAAGCCUACUCCGCGGCAAGCAUUUAACUACCUUGGUCAACCCAACGCCAUAAAAUCUUCUCGAGACUGGAGCUCUGGUUUAUGCUCAUGCUGUUCCGACAUGAAAUCAUGUUGUGGAGUACUAUGGUGCGGAUGCUUUUUCUAUCCGUGCUAUUUGUCCAAGAAGCUAGGAGAAAAUACGUGUCUCCCUCUUGCUAUGGGUAGUACGUGUGCUUUGAUUUCUCUGCGUACCAAACUCCGCACUCAAACACGCAUAGAUGGAACCAUCUGUAAGGAUUGCUGCACUGUCGUCUGCUGCCAGUGUUGUGCAAUGUGUCAAAUGUCACGUGAGCAGACUUUCGUAACCAAUCACCGCAUCAUGCAGAUAAAAUAAGACUGUUGGAGAAAAAAAAACUAUAAAAUACUCUUACUUUAAUUCUAAUGUAUACACAUAU
This is a messenger RNA of Saccostrea echinata, 938 nucleotides long. RefSeq lists its product as uncharacterized. The transcript has 4 exons. The record is from RefSeq and is a predicted model, not a curated record. NCBI's taxonomy places the organism in Eukaryota, Metazoa, Mollusca, Bivalvia, Ostreida, Ostreidae. The coding region runs from base 56 to 877 and encodes 273 amino acids.